GGCGAGCAGCGGAAGUGGAGUGGUUGUUUCCGGUGGUUGUGUUUGGUCUGGUCUGGCUCGGCUCGGCUCGGCUCGGCUCGGUACAGAUCAGCGGCCGUAGGAACCAGCAGCAGAGAACCAGAGUGUGACCGCGGAGGAAAGAUGGCGGCCCCUGCUCUCUCCGGUCGGGCUGGCUCGGCGGGCAGCCUCGGGAACAGCCCCACCAUGGCCGCGGGGAGGCUGCCGCACGGCGGCGGCGGCGUCGGGCCCGAGCUCGACUUCAGGUCGGCGGCCCGCAUGGAGGACCUGAACCGGCUCAUCCAGGAGUUCAGCAAGCACGACCAGCGGGAGUACGACGACCAGCGGGCUCUGGAGAUCCACACGGCCAAGGACUUCAUCUUCUCUAUGCUGGGAAUGGUCCAGAAAUUGGACCAGAAGCUCCCGGUGGCCAACGAGUACCUCCUCCUGUCGGGAGGUGUUCGCGAGGGUGUGGUGGACAUGGACCUGGACGAGCUGAGCGUCUACGCCCGCGGAACAGACUACGACAUGGACUUCACUCUGCUGGUCCCAGCACUUAAACUCCACGACCGCAACCAGCCGGUGACCCUGGAUAUGAGGCACUCGGCCCUGGGCCACUCCUGGCUCAGCCUCCGCCUCUUUGAUGAAGGAACCAUCAACAAGUGGAAGGACUGCUGCACCAUCGUCGACCACAUCAACGGGACCACCAACUACUUCUUCUCUCCAACACUGGUGGCUGACUGGUUCUACCAGUCCAUCUCCCUGGUGCUGCUGGAGGUGCAGAAGAAGCCACAGAGGGGGAUGCCAAGAGUGGAAAAGGUGGAGAGGAACGGCACCAUCAUCUCUGUCAUCCUGGGUGUUGGGAGUAGCCGGAUGCUCUAUGACAUCGUCCCUGUGGUGUCGUUCAAAGGCUGGCCAGCUGUCGCUCAGAGCUGGCUGAUGGAAAACCACUUCUGGGAUGGGAAGAUCACAGAAGAGGAGGUGAUCAGUGGUUUCUACCUUGUCCCCGCCUGCUCCUACAAAGGCCGCAAGGAGAACGAAUGGCGCCUGUCGUUUGCCCGCAGCGAGGUGCAGCUGAAGAAGUGCAUCUCGUCCAGCCUGAUGCAGGCCUACCAGGCCUGUAAAGCCAUCAUCAUCAAGCUGCUGUCCCGCCCCAAAGCCAUCAGCCCUUACCACCUGCGCAGCAUCAUGCUAUGGGCUUGUGACCGCCUCCCCGCCAACUACCUGGCGCAGGACGACUUCUCCGCCCACUUCCUGCUCGGCCUGAUUGACGACCUGCAGCACUGCCUCGUCAACAAGAUGUGUCCGAACUACUUCAUCCCCCAGUGCAACAUGCUGGAGCACCUGUCGGACGAGACGGCCAUGCUGCACGCCCGCAAACUCUCCUCAGUGCGCUCCGACCCGGCCGAGCACCUGCGCACCACCAUCGAGCACGCCAAGGCCGCCAACAGGCUGACCGUGGAACUGCAGUGGCGUGGCAGCUCCAACAACCUGCCAUCGCCACAGUCCGACGCCGGUGGGGAGAACCAGCCAGACGACCGGCUGGCCAAGAAGCUGCAGCAGCUUGUCACGGAGAAUCCUGGCAAAUCCAUCUCGGUCUUCAUCAACCCGGACGACGUCACACGACCGCACUUCCGCAUCGACGACAAAUUCUUCUGAGACUGAAAAACGUUCUCCCAGACCUCUUCUUCCUCCUCCUCUUCCUCCUCUUUCUUGCUUCCUUCCCUCUCCUCGCCUGGUGCCCUGCCUCCUCUGAAACUUUAUUUUUUACAUUUUUUUAUGUUUCUCUGCCACAGAGUGAAGUGAGGUGAUCGUCUAGUUGUGUCUGCCACAGUUUUUUAUUUUUUAUUUUUCUAUUCCCUCUCCCCUCUUCCCUCCUCUUUCACUGUGUGCCCUGUGUUUUUUUACCUGCUGAAUGCCUUUUAAAUAGACAGAUGAAUAGCAGCAGGUUGUUUUUAAAACUGAAGGACGAGGACAAAAAUCCACCUUCAGACGGAAUUCAUGCUCCUAUGUUACGAUAGUUUAAUGUCAUUAUCAGGGAUCCUGGAAAUGAGACAAAACCACCGCCUCCUGAAAACAUCACAGAAGCUUGUUCAGAGUUUAUGUUGGGUUCAUGGUCAGACUUUAAGCCUGCAGUUACCUGUAAUAAAAUAAAAUAUGAUGUAAUCUUUACUGCUGAGAGAAUAAAAGGUCAUACUACACCUUUACUUAGUAAAGGUGUUAAACUGGAACUGACACAAGACACAAAAAUGACACUAAAUAUUUCUUCUCAUUUUAUCUAAUAAUUAAGACUUAAUAUGGUAAUUAUAUAUACUAUCUCAUAUACUUGUCCAUUAUUCUCUGAAAAUGACUUUUCUCCUUAUCAGAGUCAUAAGAAAUGUUAAGUAAAAGUGAGCAUCAUCAUCAGCAAGUUUAACCUUAACACUAAGUCAUUACUUUGAGAUACUUACUAGAGAGAUAAUUACAUUAAAACACUUAUUAUGAAAACAUUUUUAAUAGAAUUAUGAGAUGCUAUCUAAUAAUUAAAAGCAGAUAUUGAGACAAUAUCAAAAUAAUAAUUAUUAGACCAUAAUGAGAAGGUGAUAACAGCCUAAUGUGGCAGCAGUUUGUCUGUUCCUUGUGAUUUUAAAACAUUUAAAACUGACUUUCACGUUCACAUUGUUCACGGUUUCACCCCACAUCUGAACAGCAACACGACUGUUGAACAGGACUGUGCUGUACAAGAUUGUAAACACCUUCAGGAGGUGGGGAUGCCGAAUGGUUGGUCCGGUCUCAGAACCAGGAGUAAAGACGACAGAGUUGCAUCUGAAGGUGGAUUUUGUCCCUCUGAGGAAUGUCUUAGUCCCGCCGGGGGAUGAUGGUACUAACGUCUUAGAAACUAACUGUAAAUAGAAACUGACUGAACACCAAUGUGUGUAGAUAGAAAAUGAAAUAGAGACUGAUGAUGAUGAUGAUGAUAAUGAAGAUGUGUGGACUACUUUAUGUCUAACUUUGCACAGAAUGUAAAAAACACUUUCCUCUCGAUGGUGGACGUUGUGUUCGUCCUGAUUCUGAAAUAAUGUAUCAUAUCAUUAGACAGGUGGCGCUCUACAGACAAACGGUCGUACUGCACGUUUUACAUGUGUAUAUUAACCCGUGGAUAAGUAGGAAGUACACAGUGAUACUGCAGUAAUACUUCAUCAUGUGCUCACUCACACAGUCUUGGUGAUGAAACUGGUGAUGUGAACAUUAGUUUUCACGCUUCGUUCGCACAUUCAGGCUCGCACAUCACUGGAGACACAACAUGGUGACAUUCAUUAUGAGCUGAACCUUCAAAAACAUUCACCCACUACUACUCACUAAGCCUGUUGAUGUGAGGAAAGGAGCAGCGCAGUCAGCUCAGAGUUCGUUUUAAACUCCAGGAAAAUCCUAAACAAACUCCUUCGAUGUGCAGGAGCAACAACUACAAAAACUCCCUCUCUACUCCACCAUGUAAAGGAAUUUAAUUUGGUUAAAACACGGGAAAUGACCUGCUGUUGUUUGGCCAGUUUCACGUUAACAUCAUAACAACAGUUUUAAACAGGACCUGAGUCAGAGCUGGGUAUUUGAAUCACCUGCUCAACAUUUAACAGGCCUGAAAGCUACAGACGUGUUAAAGGACAGAAACAGCUGUGAGGUUUGAACCUGAAUGAGGUUUUAGAGCAGAAACAAACCUGUUAGGACCUUCGAGUCCAUCCAACAGUAUCACUGUUCACUUCCAGUCCUCUCCACAGUUCAACAGGUUAAUCUGCUGCAGUACGACCGUCACCUGGUAGAGUCGCAUUAUAUCUCUUUAGACAUGAUAUCACUGGCAUCUCUUCACGUAUUCCUCUCACUUUCUUCCAUUUGCUUUGUUUUGGUCAGAAGUGAUCGCACGUUUUAAUAUGCUUCACUGUUUCUGUUUUGUUUCAAGCUGACCAAUAUUUUUGUCUUCCGCUGCUUUUUUUGUGUGUCUAUAUGUUGACGAUUCAACUUAAUUCAACCAGCUCCGGAUGAACUCAGCUUCCAGCCACACAAUCUGAUUGGUCGAAAACAUUGAUGGUUGAUUUGGUUCCAGCCUUAUUCUAAUGGUCUGAAGGCGUCAUGUGGGAUGUCCCACCAGUCAGAUCAUAUUUAUCAGGACUAAAGAGUGAGACUGAAGAAGAACUCAUGAGUGAGAGGGAUGUCCUAGAACUUGGCAAACACAUGGUGUGUUCCAGUUGUACUCAGAAGUCGGAUUUUCUGAAUUCCUAGUCAAAUGUUUCGACUAGAACACCUCCAAAGGUCGGACUUCCAUCUCAGAAAGUCGGACCAACCCUGACAUAAGAAUUGAGCUGGUUUUGCUAACAAUGAUUAGUCCAAGAUACGUUUGAAUGAGUUCCCGUUCAUGCUUCUUGCAGUCAGGUCAUAGGUGACGUCGCUCAUAGUUCUGACAUCAGACAUAAAUGGAACACGCCAAGACACCUGCUGUUUUUGCACCUGUGUCUAAGCAUCAUGGGAGUUGUAGUUGGUCCUGAGCUGGUUGUGUUGACACAGAGUCGUCCCCAGUUUCUGUUCAAUUUUCGUGUCGUCUCAGCUGUCCCAAACAUUUCCAGAAAAAUGCCAAAAAAACCUGCAGACAUCUGACCGGCAAUGUGAUCUCCAUACCCUCAUUCUCAAGUGCAAUUAGUGAAACUACACACACGACAAGUACACACACAGGCACACACACAAACGUACAUCAUGUAGCAUUAAGACACUAAAAGAAGUUAAAGCUGGUUUUAACGAAGACACAAACACACCACAGGACACUAAACCCUCCACAAACCAACACUAACACACACUCAGAGGUUUUUCACACCAUUAAAGUGCCACACCCUCUCCUGCUCGGUGAAAAUGUGAUCAGUGUGUUGUUCUUCUGAGCUUCAUGACCUUUGACCUUAUUCCUCUCUGUUUGUUCAGAACCUUUCAACUGUGAGUUUAUUUUUCUCUGUAUCUUGCUGCUCUGCUUCAUUCUGAUGAUGGAUUUCUUUAUGCAAUGUUUGACUUUGGAUGGGUUCACCCUUCAGAUGGCAGCUCCUCCUCUGUCUGUGAAGGUUCUCCACUACAGUUCACUGUACAGUAGAGUCUAGAUAAAGUCUUUAAACCAGUCUGUUCUCAGUGAGUUACUGUAGAUCCUCUCCCCACAUCAACUCUGUAGAAAGAGCUGGACCUUCAGUCAAACCUCUUUCCUGCUCAUUGCCACUUUUAAAAUCUUGUUCACAACAAGUCUGUGGUAAAUCUGAUGUGAUGAUAAAGUUUUAUUAUCCUGCAGGACUACGCCCCAGCAUCAGACCCUGAAGAACUCCAAAGGCUCUAAUUCUAAAACCUAGCACUCAGAAAGUUGAAUCAAAGUCUCUUUUUAAUAGCUGCAGUGCUCACCACCACUCAGAAAAUGUAAUUAUUAAACCUGCUGUAAUGAACCGUACAGAGACCUGUUCUGUUUUUACACCUUUCACAGACUCGAUAAUAAAUAAAUAAGUUAUGUGUAGAAGUUAUUAACGUGUGUAAUGUCAUCUUGUCCAUAUAAGAUAAUUUCAGCUCAAAAUUUGUAAAUUAAACUCUGCAAAUUGUCCUUUGCACAAAGAUUCUAAUGACCGCAGAGGUAAUUAUGUUGUGCACAAAAAUCUAUUUUAAUUUAUGCAAAAGUUAUGUUGUGCAUCAACAUUAUUUGCUUGUGCAUAAUAGACAAUAACUUGUGCACAAAAGUUAGCAUUUUGUUUGCAGAUGUUGUGUGAACAAGUAAUUAGUUUCUAUUAGUACGUACAAGACGACAGCUUGUGUGCACAGUUGACCAUCAGUUCGUCUUCAGUACACCACUGGAUAAUCACAAAAUACUUCACAAAUUCAAAAAUGAAUCUCGUACAAACAAGAUUUUAAAAACCUCAUAUUUCAGGGCGUUGAGUGAUGAAAACAUGGUGCUGCGAUGUGACGAUGAGUCCUGUGUAACUCACCCUGUCACCCUGAACCUCAGUGAGCUCCACAAAUAUUUAGACAAUUCAAAUCUGAGCUGCUGGUGAACAAAUGUGUUAAAGAAGCUGAAAGUCCUGUGAGACUGACAAUCCACUAGUUCAAACUCACCUGGACACCACGUCUUCUAUGUGAAUUUACUCUCAUGGGAUCUAUGAUCAGUACUGCAGUACCUCUGACUGCCACUGGGGGGCAGUGAGGGUGUAACUGAGGGGUGGAGGCAGUGAUGGAGCAGCUCUCUCUCUGAUGGUGUGAUUCAGACGGAGCGAGCUGAGAUCUGAACGGUGCUGUGACUGUAUCCUCCUGUAACCUGGAACUACUGGUGUAAAUAGCACUUCAUAAAAUAACUGAAACUCC
Lates calcarifer (barramundi perch) is the source of this 6339-nucleotide messenger RNA. Its product is annotated as nucleotidyltransferase MB21D2. Bases 142 to 1656 code for a protein of 504 amino acids. The transcript is spliced from 2 exons. The record is from RefSeq and is a predicted model, not a curated record. NCBI's taxonomy places the organism in Eukaryota, Metazoa, Chordata, Actinopteri, Centropomidae.